AUGUGCGGUAACGCCUAUGGAUGGCCUCGACAGUCCUGGCGCCUCGAUCCAGCCCCGAUCGCGAACCAGCAUCACCGCCCGUAUGACUCCCAACCGGUCGUAUUCCAGCGAAGAGACCUUCUCGGCAACGGCACAUGGUCUGAGGAAGAUAGCGGCCCCGCUGGCAUCUGCCACGCAGACCUCAGAUCACUUGGCAAUGGCAACCAGGAUGCCUAUCUUGAUCUUGAUUAUGAUAAUCUGCUCCUUGUCGAUAUAGAAGGCAACCCUGUCGACGGUCGGAUAUGUAAUGUCAUCUACGAAGAUGACGACCCGCACUCCGAACUGCGUCUCAUGCUGAACGAGGAGGGACAUGUCGUGGACAUGUAUAUAGGCGACGCGGAGGCUGGUUCGUGGACAAGAGAGGCGCUCAAAAGUUCCAAGUCGGACACAGUGACUGUUGAUCCCACUACCGUCACUGUCACGACGGGUGUUGCGGCGGGCAGCGAGUCUCGACCUACGUUCCCUGCCAGUACGAUUAGCGUGCAGACGGCAUCGGGAACUAUGGUGACACCGGCGCCGUAUGUAUACGGUCUUUGA
Molecule: messenger RNA, 576 nt
Organism: Penicillium canariense
Lineage: Eukaryota; Fungi; Ascomycota; Eurotiomycetes; Eurotiales; Aspergillaceae
Exons: 1
Coding region: 1-576 (191 amino acids)
Source: RefSeq, a predicted model, not a curated record